AUGAACGUAAAGUGGACUGUGAAACGAUUUCUUCUUAUGUCGUUUUCAGUCUCCCACUUGCUGAUACUUGAGGGAGCUCACAGCCAGCUUUCAGAGGCAGAGGGAAGACUACAGAGAAGGGCUAAUGCACUUCGGAGGAAACGGGAUCUCCUCGGGGAGGAGACAUACAGGCCACUUCUGUCCGAGGGCGCUCUCUCACGCAGCGUCCUACACAACUACACAGCCAGAGACGCCUCUUCAGAAUAUUGUGGCUGCCUCAAUGGCGGCUGGUGUCAGGAGGGAGGUGUGUGUGACUGUGCUCAGUUCCAGGCAUUGGGCGACCGCUGCCAGAUCAUACCUAACCAGGGCCAGGAUAGAGACGGGAUCUGCAGGUCGUGGGGUCAGCACCACUAUGAAACAUUUGAUGGAAUCUACUUCUACUUCUCUGGAACCUGCUCGUACAUUUUGGCCCAAGACUGCAACUCAGCCACGCCACAGUACACAGUGUGGGUCCACAACAGCAGGGUUUGUGAGGGGAGUGUGUAUUCGUGCCCACGAGCCCUCAGCCUGUUCUUCCCGAACGAGGAGGAGAUCCACAUCUCGGGGUAUCAGGUCCACCAGGGCGGUCGUAGGCUAAGUCUGCCACAGACUGUAGGCGGUGUGUUUAUUGAGCGGUUGGCUGAUUACCUCCUGGUGAAGAGUGUGUUUGGCUUCUCUCUGGCCUGGGACGGAGGCUCGGGUGUCUACCUGAAGAUGAGCGAGGAGCACCAGGGUGCCCCCUGUGGCCUGUGUGGGAACUUCAACCACCUGGCCAGCGAUGACCUCACCACUGCUCGUGGCAUUCAUACAGACGAGCCUGCAGUGUUUGGUAACAGUUGGGCGGUGGACCUGCCACAUGAACGCGCCUGUCCCUCAGUAGACCUGGACUUCAGUGGGCCGUGCCAGUCUGAGUCAGACAUGGAUGAUGCUAUAGAGAAGUGCAGUGCACUCCUCUUCUUCCCAUUUCUGUCCUGUCAUGAAAACAUUGACCCAAACCCCUUUGUGGCCAGCUGUGUCUCCGACCUGUGUGUGUCUGAUGAUGAGGAAACAUUUUGUCGAGCCCUGGUUGAGUACACCCGAGCCUGCUCACAUGUUGGUUACCCAGUGCGAGAGUGGAGGGACAGCUUCCCCUCCUGUAAUGAUGGCUGCGAGGACAGUUUUGUCUAUAGAGACUGCAUCAGUUGCUGUCCACCCACCUGUACAUUUGAGAAAGAGUGUCUGGGAACCAAUCUGCACUGCCUGGAUGGCUGCUAUUGUCCUGAUGGCCUUAUCUUGCAGAAUGGAACAUGUAUUGCUGCUUCUCAGUGUCCAUGUGUGUACCACGGGACAUCGUAUGUACAGGGGCACGUGCUCGAGCAGGGAUGCAGUGUUUGUGUGUGCAUGGGGGGAGUGUGGAACUGCACUGAGAAUAACUGCACAGUGGAGUGCUCUGUUGUAGGAGAUGUUUUUGUGACGACAUUUGAUGGUAGGAUGUUCCUCCAGCCAGGGGCGUGUCAGUACGUCCUGGCGAAGAGCCGCACCAGCAGCAGAUUCACCAUCACACUGCAGUAUACCACCUGUGCAGAGCAGCAGGUGUGUAUCCAGUCAGUGACGGUGGUGUUGGACGAGGAUGUGAGCCGCCAGGUCACUUUGACCCGAGAGGGGGAGGUGCUUAUCGGGGUCAACCCAGCACCUGUCCUGCCCUAUUUCGACGAUGCUGUGGAGGUACGGAAGUUGACCUCUGUAUUCACACAACUAAAGGCAGGGCUUGGUUUGCGGCUGCAUUAUGAUGGCCAAGGGGGGCGGGUCUAUCUGCAGCUGGACAGCCAAUGGCGUGGACUGACGCUUGGCCUAUGUGGAACCUUCAAUGGAAACCUGCGAGAUGACUUCCUGUCUCCAGCAGGUAUGAUAGAGGGUACUCCUCAGCUCCAUGCCAAUGCUUGGAAGGUGUCGUCAGCUUGUGUGGCUCCAGUCAACCUGCCCAUCAUAGACCCAUGUGAGAUGAACCAGCACAAUGUAUUCUAUGCGUCUCUGUGUGAGGUGCUUUUGGGGAAUUUGUUUGCUCCAUGCCAUGACUACGUCAGCCCGACCGUCUACCAGCAGCAGUGUCGCCACCAGGCCUGUCGCUGCGGGAACAGCUGUCUGUGCACCGCACUGGCUCACUAUGCUUACCUUUGCGCCAGACAUGGGGUCAACAUUAACUUCAGAUCGCACAUCUCUGAGUGUGGGAUGGUGUGUCUGGGAGGCAUGCUGUACCACUCCUGUGUGUCGUCCUGUGGCCGGUCGUGUCGUGCUCUCUCCAGCACGGAGACGUGCGACUCUGAUGACUGUGCUGAGGGAUGUGGCUGCAUGGAGGGCAGUUACUAUGACGAUGUGCGCCAGCGCUGCGUGCAGCUGUCUCAGUGUCAUUGUUACUCCAUGGGUGGUGUGUCGCAGCCAGGGGAGGUGACCUUCAGUGCUUCUGGCCCCUGUCUCUGCCAAAAUGGGAAGAUGGAGUGUAUGCCAGAAGAAAGAGAGCCAGAUAGCAUAGAUGAGGGGGAGUGCCCUGAGGGGAAGGUGUACCACAGCUGCACUGAGCAGAGAGGAGGUUUGGCCUGUCAGCCGACUUGCCAUAACCUGAUGUUGAACCUCACCUGCCCACCCAACACACCGUGCAUCCCUGGCUGUGUCUGCCCUCCUGGGUUGGUGCUGCACCGUGGGGAGUGUUACUAUCCAGACAACUGUCCUUGUGCCUGGUUGGGCCUUGAGUAUCUGCCGGGAGAAACUGUGGACAGUCCAUGUUACAAAUGUGUGUGUCACCGUGGCUAUUUUAACUGCAGCUAUUUACCGUGUCCAGCUGUGUGCACAAUCUACAGCGACAGACACUACCACACGUUUGAUGGUCUGGAGUAUGACUACCACUCUGACUGCCAGGUCUACCUGCUCAAAAGUAUUGGAGAAACCGAGGUGUCCAUUGUUGCCCAAAACAAGGACUGCUAUGAGAGUGGCAUUGUGUGUAUGAAAAUCCUGGUUAUUCAUGUGGGGCUUACCAAGAUCUACUUCACAGACAACUCUGGCAACCCUAGCCCGUCCAGUGUUGUGGGUCGAGGGUCAGAGUUUGAGCUGUGGAAGGCAGGCUACUACACCGUGGUCUACUUCGCCAACCAGGACCUGACCAUCCUCUGGGACCGCAAGACCACUGUGCACAUCAGAGCUGGACCUCAGUGGAAGGGCCUGCUCUCUGGCCUGUGUGGAAACUUUGACAGUGUGACUGCGAACGACAUGACCACCUCCAGCCACAUGGAAGUCACCAACGCACAGACGUUCGGAGAUAGCUGGGCCCUGGGACAGUGUGAAAGUGACUAUGUCGUUAAACGACCGUGUGAAGGGGACUUAGGGAGACAGCCGUAUGCCAAGAGGGAGUGUGCACUUCUCUACAGUGAUGUCUUUGCACCCUGUCACAAUGUGGUGGACGUGGCCUGGUUCUACAGGAACUGCUUAACAGACACCUGUAAUUGUAACCGCGGUGGUGACUGUGAGUGUCUCUGUACCUCCAUCGCCGCCUAUGCUCACAAAUGCUGCCAGCAGGGGGUCACAAUACACUGGAGAUCGCCCUCUGUCUGUCCCUACGACUGUGAAUACUAUAAUCAAGAGUUGGGUGACGGCCCAUUCACCUUUGUCAGUGCUGUCUAUAAUGACACCAUGUUCGGGGUGAAUCGCACCAGCAGCUCACUGUUUCCCCUGGUGAGGGAGAGAGCAGGGCAGCUGCCGGCCCCAGGACUGCUGUUCAACUUCAUGAUCACGGCUGGCCUGCAAAAAGAUCGCACAUCACGUGUCCCUGUGGUGUCAUUGGAGUCUGCGGAGAGACCAAACUACUUCCUGGUUGUGACGGGUCGCAGCCAGCUCCAGCUGGAGCGCUGGAGUCGAGGGGAGGAAUUUAGUCGGAGAGCAACCUUUAUCCAGCACCAGGGGUUGUUUCUGCCUGGUCACACUUCUUUUGAACUUGUCGGCCAACCUGGAGUCUUUCUAACGCUGACACGUACAGCAGCAAGAGCCCAGAGAUAUGAUAACUCAGAAGGCUUCAAAACCAGCAGCAGCUUCACCUUGGAGGAGAGCAGUUUCGUGAUACCGUACCGUAUGAUGUGUGAAUGGCGCUACCAGGCCUGUGCAAGCCCUUGUGUCCACACCUGCAGUGACCCAGAUGCCACACGCUGCCACUUCCUACCGCCUGUGGAGGGCUGCUUUCCACGUUGUCCUAAGAAUAUGGUCCUUGAUGAGGUCACCAGAAGAUGUGUCUACACAGAGGACUGUGUGUCCCUCCCUCCAACUCCGACCCCAUUUGCAUAUGUGACACGUUCCAACAGAACUACCACACCGCCAUCAACAACUAGAACCACUACGACUACAACUCGUGCACCUACUCGUAGAACUACUACCACUACUACCACCACAAGGCCUACAACUACUGUCACCACCACCACCACCACCACCACUACCACCACUACUCGCACCACUACUAGAAGGACGACUACUUCCACCACUACUGUCAGACCCACCACAGCAACCACCACCACCCGCCCUCCCACUACUACUCCCAGUACAGCGCCAGCCACGGAGCGGGUCACCUCCUUGCCAUCCACCACGUCACCUCCUCCGCCCUCACCUUCCACCACACCUGUAUCUACAACUCUCACUCCCUCCACCGCACCGGAGACAACGAGUACCACUCUCAGUACCACUGAAACAACACCCAUCGAAACCACGGUAACCACGGUCACCGCUGCGGUGACCACAGCAACACCCACCACUGUGACCGAGGCGACCACUGUCCCCUCCACCACGUCCCCUCCUCCCUCUACUACUCUCGCUUCCACCACAACACCCACUACUCCAGCCCCCACCACGGUCACCACUUCAACGUUAACGUUAACUACGACACCACCCCCAACAUCACCUACCCCCACCACAAAGCCACCCACCACCACAGUCGUCACCACCGUCACCACCCCUAGCACCACUCCUACUCACGUCCCCAUCCCCGUCACCACAACCACUCCUCAGCCAGUACCAGUCGAUACAACCAUCACCACUGAGACCACCACACCGAUGGAGACCUCGACAGUUGCCAUGACAACCACAACACCCCUUCCCGAGACCACUGAGUCGACCACCACCGAGCCUGCGAUCACAGAGACGAGCACAAGCCCCACCACGACUCCUACAACAGAGGAAACGUCAACCACACCUGCCUUCGUCUGGCCCACUACCCCAUGCACACCCCCAUAUUCGUACCGUAUCGAUGAAUGUGCUGAGCUGAUCUGUUUCAACGGAGACCUGCUGCUCCACAAUUCCUCCCUCCACUGUCGCUACAACACCACCCAGCCCCACUGCAGUCUACUGGGCCUGCCUGUCCUCAUCAACACAGACCCCUGCUGCCCACAGUGGCAAUGCCCUUGUCGCUGCUCUGUGAUGUCAGACCUGCGUGUCAUCACAUUUGAUGGUAACAACGUGGCUUUGUAUGACAACGGCUCCUACAUCCUGGUGCACCUGCCCAGGGAGACCAUUAUCGGUACUGUGGAGAAAUGUCCAACCAGCCAGAGUGUAAACAUGAUCAGACGGCCUAGUCCUUCAGGUGGAACCUCUGGUCUGUGUUUUAAGAAGCUGAACAUUACUACCUCCUCCUACAGAAUCAUUAUCAACCGACUGGACCGCACGGUGUCAGUGAACUACAGGUCUGCCAGGCUUCCCUUCUCCCGUCAGUCUCUUUAUGUGGAUGACACAGGCAGUAUGUACCUGAUCCAUACACCUGGAGGGGUCAACAUCCAGUGGUACCACAGCACUGGCAUCAUGGUACUGCAGUACACUGCUAUCCAUAAUGCAUCUGCACCUACCCGAGGCUUGUGUGGUUGCUGUGAUGGGAACCCAGCAGAUGACCUGAAGCUGCCCAAUGGCACGGUGAUCAGAGAGGUGGGAGACAUGGGGCUGUUUCUGCAGGCCUGGAGGGUCCACACCACCGAUGAGGCCGAACACACGCGCAGGGUUGGAGACAACUGCACCACCGGGGACUGCUCCACCUGCCUCUCCAUGCUUCGCCAGAGAGCCUUCACACCCUGCCACAGCCAUGUGUCUCCAGAGCAGUUCUGUGACAUAAUGUGGGCGGGGGACCUGCAUUACAAGGAUCACCAGUGUGACUUCUUGGCGGCGUACGUAGCUGUCUGCUACACACACCAAGUCUGCAUCAACUGGAGACGACACAAUUUCUGCCCGUUGCGAUGUCCCCCUGGUAAGGAGUAUCAGCCAUGUGUGAGCACCUGCACCAGUCGCACCUGUCAGAACAGAGAGUACUACGAGGAGACCACCUGCUCCUACAUCAGGGAGGAAUGCGUGUGCCGAAGUGGAACCAUCCUGCAUCGGGCUGACUCUGCAUACUGUGUAACUGAGGAUCGCUGUGUGUGCACAGAUAACGAGGGCAACCCUCGGGCCCCUGGUGAAGUGUGGAAUGGCUCAGCCCGAGGCUGCUGUCUGUACAAGUGUAUGGAGAAUGGCUCCGUGGUGGCUGUUGAACCAGACUGCAGCUCUGUCCCUACCCCACUGUGUGAGAGGGAGGGAGAGUAUGUACUAGAUGUGCUGGAAGAAGGAGCUUGCUGCCCGAAAAAGAUCUGUGAGUGCAACAUGACCAUCUGUGACAGCGAGGCUCCUCCCUGUGAUAACGGAAACAGAUUGGUGAUUGGUUACAGCGCCCUGUCCUGUUGCCCGGAGUACAGAUGUGAGUGUGACCCCAUGGCCUGUCCUUCUGUCUCUGUCCCGGAGUGCAGAGAAGAUCAGUUCCUAGUGGAGGUCAGAGAGGACAAAUCAUGCUGCUACUCUUACCUCUGUGUGUGUGAGUCGUGCAUUGAGCCUGUUCCAACUUGCUCACAUGGAGAAAUCCUGGCUGUGGAUAUGAAUACCACCAGCAGCUGCUGUCCACGGUACCAUUGUGUGUGUGAUACCAGCUUGUGUCCUGAAUCAUCUGUAAGCUGUGCACCUGGUCUCUCUCUGGUUCAAACUGCUGUCCCUGGACACUGCUGCCCACAGCACCACUGUGAAUGCCAAUGUGAUGACAGCUCUCACCCUGUCUGUCAGGUGGGGGAAGUGCUGGUGGAGAUCCCAGACAGCAGCACCAGUUGUGGCUGCCCUCUGCAUAAAUGCCAGAAAGCGGAAGUGUGUGUUUUCCAGGGGAUGACGGUGCUGAGCCCAGGCCAGUCUCUGGUUCAGUACUUUGAGGGAGAGCUGUGUUACACCGUCCACUGCCUGCACCACAAAGAUCCAGACACUGGAUUCUACACCAUGGACAUUUCGUCUGUCAACUGCUCUCAGAAAUGUGAACCACACCAGGUAUACGUUGCAUCCACUGACCCUCAGGUGUGCUGUGGUUCCUGUAAAAACAUCUCCUGCACUUUCACCAGUGAGAAUGGAACCACAGAACUUUUCACUGCAGGCAGUUCCUGGGUGGAUAACUGCACACGCUAUGACUGUAUGGAGACAGCAGUGGGAGCAGUGGUCCUUGGCUCUGGGGUGGUUUGCCCACCUUUCAAUGACACAGAGUGUAUUCAGAGUGGUGGUGUGGUUCAGAGCUACGUGGACGGCUGCUGCAGGACAUGUUCUGGAGUGGGUGUUUUACCAUUUACCGUUAAUCCCGUAACCCCCACUGGUAGUACUAACUGUGACACAGGUAAAGAGGAUGGUAAGACGUGCAAGCGGGUGGCCAUCCGCACAACCAUUCGAAAAGACGACUGCAGGAGCAAUGCACCGGUAACAGUGUAUUCUUGUGAUGGGAAAUGUCCGUCUGCCACUAUAUUCAACUUCAACAUCAACAGUCACGCCAGGUUCUGUAAGUGCUGCCGCGAGAGUGGACUGCAAACCCGCUCGAUCACACUCUACUGCUCACGCAAUGCCACGGUGGUGGAAUACAACUUCCAAGAGCCUCUGGAUUGUACGUGUCAGUGGAACUAG
This is a messenger RNA of Myripristis murdjan (pinecone soldierfish), 7968 nucleotides long. RefSeq names its product otogelin-like (gene otogl). Bases 1 to 7968 code for a protein of 2655 amino acids. Gene Ontology annotation, molecular function: protein binding; alpha-L-arabinofuranosidase activity. The transcript is spliced from 58 exons. The record is from RefSeq and is a predicted model, not a curated record. Gene Ontology annotation, biological process: L-arabinose metabolic process. NCBI's taxonomy places the organism in Eukaryota, Metazoa, Chordata, Actinopteri, Holocentriformes, Holocentridae. Gene Ontology annotation, cellular component: extracellular matrix.